AUGCAUAUAGACCUAGUGAGUGUAACAGGUUUCGUAGUACAUCCUCAGAAAUUGUCUACUUGUGUUAUUAAAGAGUUUGAAAAUAAUAAAGUUGACGGUAAAGUGAAUAUUCAUGAUAAUGAUCAUGAUAGUGCAGAUUUAUCUUUGGUUGAUCAUGAUGAGAUGAGGGAUAUGCCUACUACUGCUAAGUUGAACAAAGUUUCUGUACAACUUGAACGUGA
Molecule: messenger RNA, 221 nt
Organism: Trichobilharzia regenti
Lineage: Eukaryota; Metazoa; Platyhelminthes; Trematoda; Strigeidida; Schistosomatidae
Source: the annotation of a GenBank genome assembly